Molecule: messenger RNA, 916 nt
Organism: Tuber aestivum (summer truffle)
Lineage: Eukaryota; Fungi; Ascomycota; Pezizomycetes; Pezizales; Tuberaceae
Source: the annotation of a GenBank genome assembly
GAUCCCACGAAAAGCACAGAAUCAGGUCCACCCGUUUUGCGGCUCUGUGGGGUGUCGGGGGUUCCCCCACGCCCUUCCUUAUCUCGCCUAACCCCUGACUCCCAUCUCGGUCAUCUCUCACCUCCAAAUGUGGUCAUGGGCAGUCACCCGGCGCCUUAGUUUCAUGUACUUGUACAUUUCAGAUUUAUCCACCCCCAGACUAGCCUCUUUUCGCAGCGAGCUUUUCUUCUUUUUCCUUUCUUCCACACUGGUACCUCCAGUCCCACCCCUCUUGUGUUCAGACCACGAUACACUGAACUUUUUCCUAUACCUUCUACAUUCUUCUUUCAACUGCAUGACACUGCCUUUUCCAACCAUGGUAUGCCUAUUUCACAUCCCUUAUUAUUCUUACUGCUUCUUUGGUCCUUUUUAUUCCUAAUUUUCACACGAUGCCAACCUCGAAUAUCUUAGCCCUUCCCUCGGUUUUAUGGUUUAGAUAGAGAAUUUAUACCCUCUCCUGUAAAUGGCAUUCCUAGUCAAGCUUCUCGGGGUGCCCUGCCACCAACAAGGUAAACUCGGCUUUGUUUGGUAGAUCUAGAUCGAUGUACCACUACUAGAAUGAUACGAUCACCCUGUGGUUUCUGCAUGCCUCCCAUUCUCACUUGGGGAUCCUGGGAAAAAUGCCAGUACUGUUCUCGCUAGGACGGGUUUGAAAGUCCUUGUAUCCGAAUGCUUAUGUAAUCCGGGGGAUGGCAUAUCUGGGGGCGAUGGGAAUGUGAAGGGCUUCUGCUUUUAGUUUGAUUGAGUAUCUUUUACAGUGUAUCGUGUAUCCCCCGUCAUUGAUCCUCCCCCUCGAUCACUUGAUAUUCAUAGGGCGCAACUGCGAUCCCAUUUGAAUACCUUGAGCCCAUUUUUGAGUUAAUUCCUACCACCCUGA